UUGACUACUGGGGGUCCUGGAACGCUCUUGCACAUGUUCUCUGGAAAACAUGGCAGACCUACAGAUGAAGCUUCUUCGGAAGAAGAUUCAGAAAAGGAAUGAAAAGAACAAAAAACGGAACUUACUGAAGAAUCAGAAACAAAAAUGUGAUGAAGAUGAGUGUGUCAGUGAUGUGACUGAGCAGCUUCAUGCUGAAACCAACGGAGAGACUGAGCCAGAUGCAGCGAAAAUAGUGGAAAAGAAAGACUGCACAAAUCUUGCAUCUGCGGAGGCAGGCGAUACGACCGUAAGCUCCGUGAAAAAGAAAAAGAAGAAAAGGAAACUCGUCGGCAAUGCUUCUGUCUCAGGUGUAAAGAAAGCCAAAACAGAGGAUGAGGGGGGGAAAGAGGAGGAUGAAGAAAUGGAGCCUGAAAAGGAGGUGAAUGCUGAAGAGACCGCAGUGGACCCUGGACAGGAGCAAGAUGGGGAGGAGGAAUCUAAAGACAAAAAGUCAAACGAUGAGGAUGAAGAGGAAGAGGAGGAUGAGGAUGAGGAUGGGCCACAGCUUCCUUUAGGACUGACAGGUGCUUUUGAAGACACCUCGUUUGCCUCCCUGGAUGGGGCAGUGAGCGAGAGUACUUUGAAGGGCGUGAAGGAGAUGGGCUUUGAACACAUGACCGAGAUCCAGCACAAAAGCAUACGGCCUCUGUUGGAAGGCAGGGACAUCUUGGCUGCAGCCAAAACGGGCAGUGGGAAAACACUGGCGUUCCUGAUUCCUUCCAUCGAGCUCAUCAAUAAACUGAAGUUCAUGCCUCGAAACGGCACGGGGGUGAUCAUCCUGUCGCCCACACGCGAGCUGGCCAUGCAGACAUACGGGGUGAUGAAGGAGCUGAUGACCCACCACGUGCACACCUACGGCCUCAUCAUGGGCGGCAGCAACCGCUCAGCCGAGGCCCAGAAGCUGGCCAACGGGGUCAACAUCCUGGUGGCCACGCCCGGUCGACUGCUGGACCACCUGCAGAAUACUGCUGGAUUCAUGUACAAGAACCUCCAGUGUCUGAUCAUUGACGAAGCCGACCGUAUUCUAGAAGUCGGAUUUGAAGAGGAACUGAAGCAAAUCAUUAAACUGCUGCCAAAGAGGAGACAGACCAUGCUGUUCUCAGCCACGCAGACGCGCAAAGUGGAAGACCUGGCCAGGAUCUCGCUGAAGAAGGAGCCCCUGUAUGUGGGCGUGGACGACAACAAAGAGUCGGCCACCGUGGACGGCCUGGAGCAGGGCUACGUGGUGUGUCCCUCAGAGAAACGCUUUCUUCUGCUCUUCACCUUCCUGAAGAAGAACCGCAAGAAGAAGCUGAUGGUCUUCUUCUCCUCCUGCAUGUCGGUCAAGUUCCACUAUGAGCUCCUCAACUACAUCGACCUGCCUGUCAUGGCUAUUCACGGCAAAAUGAAGCAGACCAAGCGCACCACCACCUUCUUCCAGUUCUGCAACGCGGACUCAGGCAUCCUCCUGUGUACCGACGUGGCGGCCCGUGGGCUGGACAUCCCCGAGGUGGACUGGAUCGUCCAGUACGACCCACCGGACGACCCCAAGGAAUACAUCCACCGGGUCGGGCGAACGGCUCGUGGGAUUGACGGAAGAGGCCACGCCCUCCUGAUUCUGAGGCCUGAAGAGCUGGGCUUCCUGCGUUUCCUGAAACAGGCCAAGGUACCACUGAGCGAGUUUGAGUUCUCCUGGAGUAAGAUAUCGGACAUUCAGUCCCAGCUGGAGAAACUGAUUGAGAAGAACUACUACCUGCAUAAAUCAGCCCAGGAGGCCUACAAGUCUUACGUGCGGGCGUACGACUCGCACUCCCUCAAACAGAUCUACAGUGUCAACACCCUCAACCUCCCCAUGGUGGCGGUGUCCUUUGGGUUCAAAGUGCCACCGUAUGUCGACCUCAAUGUCCACAGCAGCAAAGGCGUGAAGAUGCAGAAGCGUGGGGGAGGCGGCGGUUUCGGCUACCAGAAGUCCAAAAACGUCAACAAGUCAAAGAUCUUCAAGCACGUCAACAAGGGCAAGGCUGACAAGAGGCAGUUCUCCCGGUGAGGUGGCCGGUUGGUCCAGCCUCCAGUGUGGUUACAGAGGCCAACCCAUCGAGGGCCCACUGCCACAAUCUCCUGUCACUCUAGAAGGCCUGCACAUGUACUGUCUGUCACGAUGGACCAGGAUGGGCCCAGAGUGUUCUCCAAAAUAAUGUUGCGAUUCCUUUUUGCACUGUGGUGGUGCAUAUUUCAGUGUAGAUUUUUUCAGAGAAGUGCAUCUAUGACUAAAUAUUUAUCUAUAGGUUUUCUUGACCUCUGUGCUGUGAUCCUUUUCACUGAAAGGUGAUGUGGAUGAUCCCAAAGGUAUGUGUAGAUCAGUGGCUCCAAAACUAUUGGUCAGAACACAACUGUAACAUGUUUGUAGGCAGUUAUUUUGAUAAAGUAUUUGAACUGUGCAGAAUAGACGAUUAAUUUGAUCUCCUUAAGUGAAUUGGGGGCUAUUAGUUUGGGAAAUACUGGAUUAGAAUAUAUCUUCCCUGCUUCUUCCUCUGAUAGGGGUUUAUUGGGCAGAAGAGCAUUACCCAAAAUUCCACUACUUUAGGACUAGUAAUUCCAGCACCUCGUUAGAAAUGGUUAACAUGCCGGUGUGAUAAAAAUUAAUUGGAUUCCCUACAGUUAUUGAGAUUUUACGUCCCCCUACAUAAGAUCGAGCUAGUUGAAUAUUUGACAUUUGAGGUAUUGGUAAUUAAAUUUCAGACCAGCUGGUGAGGGGAUUCCUGUAAUCCAAACUGGAGAUUAUCUUCAAUUUAAUAUGCAAGGUGUUUUCCCAUUAAAGCAGACGGCAGCAAAAUGUCAGUCAGUGUAAACUUGUGCGGGAUGUUAUUUGUCUUUAUGGCUAUGGUCGCAGAUGAAUCGCAAAUACUAGCAUUCCCUUAAUUGAUUUUAUUUUUAUUUUUACGAGAACAUGUAUAGAUUAAUAUUUACCUGAAAAUGCUGUAGUUUUCUGGAAACUAACAUAUGCCAUGGAUGUGUUGUGGAGCAAUUAGUGUUAUGAUAUUUGAACACAGAAAUGUUUAAUACAUUGCUUUAUUAAAAUCUCCCUUAAAUAUCGUC
Messenger RNA from Anguilla anguilla (European eel), 3114 nucleotides. It is a transcript of the gene ddx18, whose product is annotated as DEAD (Asp-Glu-Ala-Asp) box polypeptide 18. Gene Ontology annotation, biological process: maturation of LSU-rRNA from tricistronic rRNA transcript (SSU-rRNA, 5.8S rRNA, LSU-rRNA). The transcript has 14 exons. The record is from RefSeq and is a predicted model, not a curated record. Gene Ontology annotation, molecular function: RNA helicase activity; nucleic acid binding; ATP binding. The coding region runs from base 50 to 2065 and encodes 671 amino acids. NCBI's taxonomy places the organism in Eukaryota, Metazoa, Chordata, Actinopteri, Anguilliformes, Anguillidae. Gene Ontology annotation, cellular component: nucleolus.